Pocillopora verrucosa is the source of this 4228-nucleotide messenger RNA. Its product is annotated as serine/threonine-protein kinase PAK 4. Lineage: Eukaryota; Metazoa; Cnidaria; Anthozoa; Scleractinia; Pocilloporidae. Gene Ontology annotation, biological process: regulation of MAPK cascade; intracellular signal transduction; protein phosphorylation. Gene Ontology annotation, cellular component: cytoplasm. The record is from RefSeq and is a predicted model, not a curated record. Gene Ontology annotation, molecular function: ATP binding; protein serine/threonine kinase activity.
CCGAAUUUUCCGAUUCCGAGUGUAACGGACGUGGGAAGGUAUUCCAUGGCUGUAAUGGGUUGUGAGGUCGAAUUUCUUCCUGGAUGUAAAUUCUUAUUGAUCUUAUAGUUCUUUUCCAACCAGUUCAAGAAGGCGAAAUCGUGAUUCAACCUGGUGCACCUUUCCACGGCUGGCUUUAAUUGCUCCCUGCCAAGAUGUUCAAGCGUUUGUUUAAGAAACGUAAGCGGGUUGAGAUUUCUGAACCUCAGAACUUUGAACAUCGAUUUCACACUGGAUAUGAUAACAGUACGGGCAAAUUUAUCGGUCUACCGCCACAGUGGGAAGCACUGCUUGGAAUACAGAGGGAAUUACAAAACAGACCUAAACCGAUUGUCGAUCCAGAAAUAAUCACUCAAGUUUCGCCACUGAGAAAAUCCCAGUGGAGUCUACUGAACUCUGAGGCAAAGGGUCCUGCCUCGAAAGUUAUUUCUGUUUCUCGCUCAAAUUCACUUCGCAAUUCAUUCCGAGUCAAUCAAGGCUCAAGGCCUUCGACCAGACGGCGAGAGAGAACGAGUACAGAACUUUCCGAAGACGUGAAUUCCACGCGCGCGUUUAACGGGAAAGUUCCACGGGCGGAAUAUAUUCGAGAACAUCCCGAAGAAAACAACCGUCGAUUUUCUCAAGGCUACGAACGCCCGCACAAUGGCAGGGAAAUCAAUCGACAGCAAAAGAUCCCUGCUAUAGAAAGAGAGACUUCAGCAAGUUCUGAUUAUGGCUCGGCGAGCACAGACUCUGGAGAAAACAAUGGCGAAGACCUCCGAAGCUCUUCCAAGACAAGACUCAUGUACUCUGAUUCCCCAGUCAGUCAUGAGCAGUUUCGAAAAGCGCUAGAAGUAGUUGUAACUUCAACUGGUCCUCCGGAGUAUCUGGACAAUUUUAUUAAAAUCGGCGAGGGCUCGACCGGGGUUGUCUGUCUUGCUCGAGAUAACAAAACAAAACGCCAAGUUGCAGUGAAGAAAAUGGAUUUGAAAAAACAACAACGAAGAGAACUCCUAUUUAAUGAGGUCGUGAUCAUGAGGGAUUAUCCCCAUCCUAACAUUGUAGAAAUGUAUGGAAGUUACCUUGUGGCAGAUGAGCUGUGGGUGGUGAUGGAAUUUCUCGAGGGAGGAUCAUUAACAGAUAUCAUCACUCAUACAAAUCUGUCAGAGGAACAGGUAUCUUGUGUGUGCCGUUCUGUGUUAAAAGCUCUGGCUUUCCUGCAUCCUCAGGGAGUCAUCCACCGAGAUAUCAAGAGUGACAGCAUUUUGCUCACCACAAGUGGGCAGGUAAAGCUCUCUGACUUUGGUUUUUGUGCACAAGUCACUGAUGAUAUGCCUAGAAGAAAGUCUCUUGUUGGCACUCCAUACUGGAUGGCACCAGAGGUGAUAUCAAGAAAACCAUAUGGCACAGAGGCUGAUAUUUGGUCUCUUGGGAUUAUGGUUCUUGAGAUGAUUGAAGGAGAACCUCCUUAUUUUAGUGAGCCGCCAUUACAGGCCAUGAGGAAAUUACGAGACUUGGAUCCACCAAUCUCAAGUAUGAGUAAUGAGAUGUCUCCUAGAAUGCUGUCAUUUUUGGAAAGGACUUUGGAGCGUGAUCCAGUGAAAAGAGCUUCCGCCUUUGAACUUCUAAAUCAUUCUUUCAUUCGUAGUACAGCAAACUCAACAUCUCUUGCUGACAUGAUGAAAAGUUUCAGACAUAGUGUUUGCUAGCCAAAAAGAGCUAAACAGGAAAUACAAGGAUUUCUCUCCCAGCAAGGCAAACUUCUCAUCAGAAUGUUGGUCUCUAUGAUUUUUUCACAAUUUAACUUGUCCUCCCUCAAGUCUUGGAAACAAGUCUUACAGACUUUAGUUUGCUAUAGCAAAGCAAUUGGUUUUUCACAGUUGUACCUUCCUAUGAUGGCUACUGUUGGAUGUCCAAAAUGUGGUCAUCAAUCAAAUACAGGUUUGUUUAGUGUGGAAUUGACUGGAGUACCUUCCUAUUUUAGGACCUAAAAAGUUUGUCCAAAUUAGAAGGUGGCCAUAUUAGCAGUGAUGGUUGUUAGUAGUGAAAAGAUGCACUGAGGUUGUUGUGGAAAGUGAAUUUCAGGUCAAAAUGAUUUAAGCUGGUUUGAAUAGUUUUUUUUUCCCAAAAAUUUAAUGUUCUAGGUAAAUUACUAUUGAUGUUCAUUAAACAAAGUGAAAUAGGAGUCAAACUCUUGUGAAGUCAUUUUAACCUGAAAUUAUUCAAACUGCAACAAACAUACCUUUCAAUGUAGCUGGGUGCCGAGCUAUCAGUGAAAGUGCAUCAAAGUGUUAUUUUUAGUGCUAUGCAAUCUUUGUAGUAAAAUUUCACCAAAAAUGAAUAAUAAGUCAAUGGAAUGUCAUUUAUAAUCAACAGUUCAGAAUCAAUUUGUAAAAUUAUUCAAGACACGUACAUGUAAAUACCUCUACACAAUGUAUAUUGACCAAUCUGGUUGUUGUAUGGCUUGCUUUAAAAUUUUUAAGCCUGCGUAGAACUGAAAGUGAUGGCCAAAGAAAUGAAAGCAGUUAAUAUACAUUUUUUUACCUUCAUUAAUGUCUAGGUGUCUUAAGACUUAAGGUGAGAUUUGUUGGUCAAAAAUCUCAUCAAGAAGUUUUUGGCUAGUACCCAAAUCUCUUUUUGAUGUCAUUUUGGGUUCUUCUUUCAUGAGAUUAGGAGAAUUGAAGUCUUGUUUUCUCAAGGGAUUUGCCUUUUCUGAAAGAAAAUUAAUGUUAACCCUUUAACUCCCAUGAGUGACCAAGACAGAAUUUAUCCUUACUAUAUCAAUGCAAUAUCAAGCAGACAAAUGACAAGAGUAAAGAAAAUAUCAAUUAGGGGAUUAUAAGUUGAUCCAAUACCAAUUCUCCAAACUAACAUCACAAGAACUGUAUGGCAGACAGUAAGGAGAAUUACUAAUGAGAUCUUGGGAGUUAAGGGUUAAUUGGGAAAAUCUGGUGAUUCACUGCAGUAUUUAGUCCAUUGUAUUAAUUUAACCCUUCAACUCCCAUGUGUGACCAAGACAGAAUUUCUCCCUACAUUAUCCAUACAAUUUCAAGCAGACAAGUGAUGAGAAUAAAGAGAAAUAUCAAUUAGGGGACUACAAGUUGAUCUAAUACCAAAUUCUCCAAGGUAACAUCACAAGAACUGUAUGGGAGACAGUAAGGAGAAUUGCAAAUAAGAUCUUGGGAGUUAAAGGGUUAAGGCUUUGUGAAGUUACUUUAAGAAAUGACAUCAUGCGAAAUAGUUAUGAGAGCUAAUGUUUCAUGAACAUAUCACAUGGCUGUCUUUUUCUGGUGAAUAGAAAAUAAUAUUUUUUUUAAUUACGAGGGUGUUAGCCUGCAAAAGUAACCAAAAUGCAUGCAGUACAACAGCUCAAGCACUGCAAAGGGUGCAUUAUAUCCCAGAUUAGCCAUUUUUUGUCAUUUCGAAUUAUGAAAACUUGGCUGGUUUACUCUAUAUGAAGCAAAAUGACAGCAAGGCUUGCAAAAACCUACUCUAAUGUAACAAAACGAGAAGGUCUCUAGAAAUUAUGGCUUUGUUGUAGUUGGAAGGAAGCCUCCAGGUCAAGUUUUGUGCAAGAGAUACAAACGCAAGAUAGAAGUGACGAAUUUUCCAGGUUUCAUUAUGAGACUCCUUGCUGUUUUUCUAUGUUUUUCAAGAUUUUAGAACUUGUGUACUAAGUGCUUUAGACUACAGCAUAAGCCACUUUUGAUGUAUUUGAGAAGAAACCUCUGAGGGGAAGUAUAUUUUCCGAGCUAAAAUCGUGUCCCGAUUCAGAGGGCCUUUUCAAAUUUUACAUCAGAUUAAGUAUUCAUUUUGGUAGAAAUGUGUGGUCUCAGUUAAUGCUAGUAGCGUUCUUCACGAUGUUUCCGAAAUUACAUGUUUUCAUUUAGGGAACCUUUCAUAAAGUUAUAAGUAGUGUUUCAAUAAUGCAGCCAUUUUAACAAUCAAAUUAAACAACCAGCAAGCUAUUUAAUCGCCGCAGUGGCUUUGCAAUUAAUGCUGCGAUUAAUUUUAGAUGAAAUUUCCUUUAGUUUUUAAGUGAACCAUGUUGUAUGCCAUGGACAGUACACAGAUCUAAUCUUAAUUUUUUAGACCACUGAACCUUUUUUUUUUAAUCAUAAUUAAUUUCAAUUUUAUGGGUUUCACGAUGUAAAUAGGACAGACUUAGAAGUGGUUUGUAUUUUUUUACAUUAAAAUGCCUGAAUUCUGA